AUGUAUUUAUUUGUAAUAUUGUUUCUUCCUAUCUUCACUAUUACAUGUUGAUUCCUUCAACAGUGGUACAUGUCUUUUGGGUUAAAUUGAAAGAGUUUGCUGACAUCAUUUUAUUCUUCUCCAUUAUGUCUUUAGAGCAAACUGCCUGUGAAGAUUUGAAAGCAUUUGAGAGGCGUCUAACAGAGGUUAUUGCUCAUCUCAAGCCUGCCACUGUCAGAUGGAGAUUGCUGCUGCUGAUCGCCUCCUCGGCCACAUGUUGGGGUGCGUGGCUGUGGCUGGCAGACCCGCUCACCACGCAGCUGCCCUUCCUGCACUCUCUCCUCAACCAUUACUUCUUCACCAUCGCCACACUCUUCCUUGUGCUGCUGUUCAUGUCUGGCGUCCACCGUAAGGUCAUGGCGCCGUCUAUCAUCGCGUCACGCACGCGGGCCGCUCUCCGGGACUUCAACAUGAGCUGCGAUGACACCGGCAAACUCAUCCUCAAGCCGCGCCCCGCCUGAGCCUCAUACUCUCCUGGAAUUAGCCAAUUGUUCCUUCCCUAUUAUCAUUUAAUGUUUGUUACUUUUUGGUUUAUGGAUAUAUUGGUCGUCGUCAUUGCUAUUCGUAUCUAACGCCUGAUAACUCUAGCUACCGUCUAUAUCAAAAUGGUGAUGGUUGUCUGACAUACAAGUUCGGUCCAAAAUUUCGACUGAUCUGAUGUCGUUCAAAUUUUCCGGCCAUGGGCGAACGACAUUCAUUUCUAUAUUUUUAUUCAUUUGAAGCAUUUCUCUGGUCAUAAAUGUUCACUUCCAGUAGAUCUUUGCGGGUCGUCAACACAUGAGUAAUAUAAUUACUUUAUCGAUUAUUCCUGAUUUAAAGUUUGGUGAAAUUAGUUCCAAUUUUGGUUAGUUAGGGGAAUUAAAUUUAUGUAAUAUAAAUUAUGAAACAUGCGGGGAAUAAUUCCUUGUACCGUAGAUAAUAAUGUGAAGGAGGAUGGAGCUCGAAUUCGUACCAACACUCUACCAACUUUGAUUCGGUGGUGCAUUAGAGGAGGACUUGCGUUCGUCUGUGACAGCGGCUUGCUCUUUGUGGGGUGCUGCUGGGCAUGUUGUGCGAUUCAACUGUACGCAGCAUGAAGGAACAGCAUCGUGACAGCUGCUGCUCUCAGUUCUGAGUGACUGGGCAGGUUAUUUUGUUCAACUGUACGCAGCAUGCGGGAACAGCAUCGUGAUAGCUGCUGCUCUCAGUUUUGUAUGACGGGGCAGGUUGUGCUGUUCAACUCUACCCCGCAUGCUGCCAUCGGUACGCGGCAACGGUACGCGGCAAGUGCUGUUGUCAUCGCCGCGAUACGGCGGCGCUUACGCGACUUGUGAAGCAGCGUGGCCAGAACUUUGGUGCUUUGGUAGGUCUUGUGCACCUACUCAUUACCAUGAAGGAGAAUGAGAAGCUACUUGACAAAUUAUAAAUUUGUAUUGAUUAACAUUCGAGGUACAAUUUACAAAAAAUGAAAACAAGAUUAGUGUCUUUGAUACAGACAUUAUUGCGAAAGAACUAAAAUGAAGCAAAGGAAUUAUUGAGAUCGCAGUGGAUAUUAAAAUGAUUUAGUUUGAUUGACGAAUUUUCUGUUGCUGUGGAAGAAACGUCUUCAAAAUGAAAUCCUGCUUAAUGAAGCUAUAUUAAAAUAGUUCUUUUUGUGGCCUUAUUACCGUUUUAAUUAAACGUUUGCGUUAACUAGAAAGUUUGUGUGUACAUUAUUUUAUUUGAUGUGGUCGUAUAAAGUAAAGGUUAAAUUUAGAGACAUUUUUGCCCGACAUUAAAUAAGAAAAUUUAGAUGACGAGUCGUUGCAUUGGAUGCAGAAAUGUUAUAACUAAGAUUUUUUAAAGCUGUAUUAUCAUUAAUUAAUAAUUUAUUAACAUACAUGUAAUCAUCAAGCGAGAAGAUAGAUCUAUUGUGCACGAGUAAUGAACUUGAUAAGGUACUUCCUAUAAAAAGCUUUAGAUUAGCGAGCGAUUGAGCCAGAAUUUAAUGUGUGUCGGCUUUAGAGCUUCAUUGCACUAGGCUUCAGAUUUGAGGCUACGUACAUGUUAUGUAUGACAGAAUCCUAAUAUCUUUUAUUUCUAAAACAUUUUAUAGACGCAUAUUUUUCAGUUAUAAAUGAGCAAACUUUGAGUGGCAGACUUCUGCUAAUCCUGUGAAGCGUGAAAAGCGCUUUACAAAAAGUAUUCCACAGGUCGUACAGUAUCUUCUGCUGACGCUAUUUCUGUUGGAUUUCAUAGGAAGAUGUAUUAAUGCAACCUUCAUUUGUUUGCAUAUUAUGAACCAGGAGACGUUCCUUGUCUACUGGAAUAUGUUGAUGAAAAAAUGUUUACUGAUGGAAAGACGUUAUUUUUUUUCUAUUAAAAACUUGAGGUCUGACGUUUAACCACUUUUUCAACAGACUGUAACUCUGGUUACCAAGUCUUUACGUACGAAUAGCCUUGCCAGUAGUCACUGUAUCCUUAAGCGAAUAGUCAACAUGUAUAAAUUACUUGCGCAUCUUUAUGGUGGCUGCAACGAGUUUCUUCAAGUUCCUUAAACGUUAUUGGGAACUUAAAAAUUGAAAUAAAAAGCGUCACUUACAACCUAUAUUUCAAUCUAUUUUAUUACAGAUUCGUGAGCUUUCAUUUAACAUUAUCGCUUGGAUCUAGUACGUCGCUACAGAACAACGUGUCUCUUAAUAAGAUUGAAGUUCAAAUUGAUUAAGGCAGAUAAUGCGACCCUAGUAUUGUGAGAGUCGUGCAUAAACAGCUCUGCGUAAUGUGCGUCGAAUCGUGACAAGAAGCUUUGUGUGCACUGAAUUCUGGAUUAAAUUUGCGCUCUGAAAGGUUAAGUAUCUUGCCAUAACUAACUUAACCUGAACCAACACAUGGCCUAUAAGUUGGUUAUCAUUGCAGUGGAGUAAAAAGUGUGACCUGCACGCCGGGGAUCGUAAGUACGAUAGAAAGAUCAGGCGUUAGCAUCCAGCGAGUUGGUGGUGUGUCAUGCUGGCAAGGUUCCAUCUCCUGCUUUAUUUAGGAACACAGACGAGAUAAAUAGGUAAUAGCUAAGAUAAUUUUGUCCUAUUGAAAAGCUCACUUACGAGUUCGUGGGUCAUUAACCCUCUAUCGCCGUAUGUCACUCUCCGGGAACAUAAUU
Molecule: messenger RNA, 3154 nt
Organism: Hyalella azteca
Lineage: Eukaryota; Metazoa; Arthropoda; Malacostraca; Amphipoda; Hyalellidae
Gene: Cnep1r2
Product: nuclear envelope phosphatase-regulatory subunit 1
Exons: 4
Coding region: 45-500 (151 amino acids)
Cellular component (GO): Nem1-Spo7 phosphatase complex; cytoplasm
Source: RefSeq, a predicted model, not a curated record